CUCCUUCCCCUCCUUUCCCUAGCUGUGCCUUUUCACAAUACUGUAUCUUCCUCGCACAGAUCCCUUAAAUCAUACCUCACUGAAAUCUCAAUCAGAACUCCUAGCGACUGAACGACAGCAUGUCGGGUGGCAAAUACAUAGACGAGGAGGGUGUACUGUACACUUCGCCUAUCAUCCGAGAUCAAGGUAACAUCUAUAAGCCCAACAACAAGAUCAUGGCUGACGAGUACGCGAGCGAGAAGGCUGAGCGUGAUGCCCACACCAAGGAGAUCGACCUGGUCAACAGGGACCCCAAGCACCUCAAUGACGACGUGGUUAAGAUUGAUUUUGAAGAUGUGAUUGCUGAACCUGAAGGAACUCACAGUUUUGAUGGUAUCUGGAAAGCCAGCUUCACCACAUUCACCGUCACAAAAUACUGGUUUUACCGCUUGCUGUCGGCAAUCUUUGGCAUCCCGCUGGCUCUCAUCUGGGGCAUAUACUUUGCCAUCUUGUCAUUCCUGCACAUCUGGGCAGUGGUGCCAUGCAUACGAAGCUACUUGAUCGAGAUACAAUGCAUCAGCAGAGUCUAUUCCAUCUGCAUUCACACCUUCUGUGACCCCCUGUUCGAAGCCAUUGGCAAAGUCUUCAGUUUUGUCCGAAUUACCGUUCGCAAAGAAGUAUAGGUGACGUUAACUAAGAGGAAAAGGUCACAUUCUGAGUGUCAGUUUUCAACUGCAGAGAUUUUUGGGCACUGACAUAAGAUCAAAGAAAACACUAGAUGAGUUUAUAUCAGAUGCAAUGUAAUUAUCAGAAUUUGUAUUGUCUUUAGGAAGUUGACAUUUUGUGAAACAAUUCAUAUGUUGACAGCCAUAUGUGUGUGAAAUACUGUUUUGUUUACUUUCUAUGCACCUUGUACUUACAUGUAACACGUAUAUUGGUGCAGCACAGAGACUAAGAAAUCCAACAAAAUCAUGCUGAUAUUUUCUAUGACAAUUUUUGGGUGUGAUGCAUAGAGCUAUUGCAGUGGAAUGAUCUAUGCAGCUUGGCAGGUUGUGAAAGAAUGUUCUUCCCAUUGUAUUAUCAGCUAACUGCUGUAGUUAAAUUCACUGGUUUGAUUUCCGAACCUUUGAGUGCCAGAGGGUGACUAUCACGUUGUAUUGUAGUUUGUAGGUCACCUCUCUAGUACGUAAAGGGUUUUCUGAAAUAAGGCUACACAGUUUUUGCAGAAUAUUGACUAUCACUGAGAAUGUAAUAAGCCAACAAUGCUUACAUUCUGUGCAAUCACUAUCUUUAACCUCCUAGUCAAGUAGAUCAUCUCAUUUCUAGUGAGAUUUCUAAAUUCAGUGAUUCUAUGGAUAGCGUAAGGCAAUACCUUGGCACUAAUGCAUGCUACUGUAUACAAUGUACCGAGAACAUUGACCAUAAUGGAGCAAAGACACAGCUUUAAGACAUUUCUUGUGCCCUUUACCAGCUUCUGAUAAAGCGAUAAAGGCUAUGUACAGUAUUUUUGCAAAUAUAUAUUUUUCUACCUGUUCUUGCCAAAACAGCAGAUUAUUCGAGAGAGGCAAGAUCAUGACACCUUCCUCCAGCAUACCCCAGAGUGUUAUACUGCUAACAAUACUAUUUCACUGUGAUCCUAGCUGCCCUAGUAUCAGAUAUCACUGCUGCCUCUAAUGUUUACACCAAUUCAUUUUUGUAAAAAAUGGACACUGGGAAACCAUCUGUUUUUAGUAUUAUCUCAAUUAUCCAUCCAAAAAAGUUGAGAUUUCUAUUGGAUGGUUGACUGCAAAACUAUCAAGAAUUUUGUAUUCUUGAGAUAAAAACUCUAGUAUGUUCAUGGAUAUUAAAUGUGUGAUAAUAAAUGCAUCUAUGGCUGUUGCUAAGCCAGCUUUUUAAUAUAAAUAUAUAUAUUUUAUUUCCAUUGAUUUAGUUGCUUACUUGUUACACUACAACAACACUUUUUGCAUCUGAUGUACAUGCCACUGCUUGGUUACUACAGUCAAACUAAUGUUUGUGUUACUUGCAAUUUUCAUUUAUAUAAAGUGAAUUAUAAAGUGAAA
Messenger RNA from Spea bombifrons (plains spadefoot toad), 2039 nucleotides. RefSeq names its product caveolin 1 (gene CAV1). The transcript has 3 exons. The record is from RefSeq and is a predicted model, not a curated record. Gene Ontology annotation, biological process: negative regulation of endothelial cell proliferation; negative regulation of protein tyrosine kinase activity; caveola assembly. Gene Ontology annotation, cellular component: Golgi apparatus; perinuclear region of cytoplasm; cytoplasmic vesicle. Gene Ontology annotation, molecular function: molecular adaptor activity; transmembrane transporter binding; protein kinase binding. The coding region runs from base 120 to 662 and encodes 180 amino acids. Lineage: Eukaryota; Metazoa; Chordata; Amphibia; Anura; Pelobatidae.